GAAAGAUUCCUGUAUUAUCGAUGCAGCUUAGAAUUGUUAUAAGCCGGAAGAUGGGUCGUGCUUGUAACGCGAGUACAUUGUAGAAUCGGAAAAUAUUACUCAAUUUGGCUUUAUUGUUUCUCAACGACGUGAGUUACGACGACGAGUCUCGUCAUUUUACUUUUUAACAUUGCUUCGCGGCAGCUUCGUGCUGAUAAAGCGAGGAAACUUGAUAAGGUACGAUGAGGCUCACGCGGAUAUUGUACAAGCAGAAUAUAGGUAGGCAGAUUAAAAGCGUGUGGUACGUAAAGCGAGAGCGCAAAGUGAAGGACAACAAGACGGAGCAAUACCUGUCGACGCUGGGGAUUCCGGUGAAAGACGCCGCAGAAGUGGUCGAUCAGAAGCAGGAGCUUCCAAAGCUGCAGCUGGAGUUUCUGAAGCCAAGGCAGAUAGCGUUUGACGAAACGCAUCCCGACUGGAAAGCUCGGGCUUGCCUGGUGUUUAAGGAUCAUAAUGUUCUGCAGGAAGGAUUUUGCCAAGCGCAGGUGUUGACGAACACCGUGUGUCUGCCCGACGGUUCCUUGAAUUAUAUCCAAGAUUCGUUGCCGGAUCUGCCGGAGCAUGUGGACGACAUAGUGAAAAGGAUAGUUUAUAGUUCGAACAUAUUUGACGCUCAUCAAGAGCAGUUACCAAAGAGGAAGGAUCCUAAGAGACCUGCGUGGGUGUUUCCCAGAGAAUAUGGCAUAACCAACAAUAGAAAAAUGCGAAACCUGUCUAGGAAACUUUUACAACUCUGCGAGACAUUGUCGGGUCCAGAUAUCGCGCAGAAGCGAUGCAUUUUGUGUGACGGGAUAACAAAGUUGAGCUUAGAUAAAGAAUCGGACCUCUUCCAAUUUACCCUAAGAUCGGACGUGACGGUCACGUCGGCAGAUCCUUUGAAACCAAUAGGAAGUUCCAACAGCGCCAUGGAAAUAGAUCUCCCGAAUAUACAUCCAUUGCAUUACACCAUCGGUCUGGACAAGACAAACGUCUACAGAAUUGAGGACAUGUAUCCUGUCAGCUCAACAUUGCCCUGGAUAAACGUCCACACCAUCUUUGUGCACUACGACCCCGUGGAAGUGAAAAAUUUAACGGAAUUGGCUGUGACGCAGAAUCAGGUUUUCGGUCGCACUCUGCUGAAGGCGUACACCGUGACGGCGUCCUGCGCCCGGCAGAAGUUCGGUUCGUCCGUGAAGGAACUGCCGGAACCCGUGACCGUGCAGUGCAUUCAAUCGGACGGGAGGGACUACCACUUUUUCAUAUUUCAACUCAAUUCGCUGGACACCAAUGACGCUCGCGUCAAGAACUUCUGGUGUGCUCUGCCGCCGUUGACGCUCUACGAUAAAGCUGAAUACGAUAACGGCAGGCCAGUAGUCGAGGGAUACAAUCCGGAGGUAUUCAGAAGAAUACUCGCGUUUUACAGGAAUGGAAAUUAAACGAGGUCUGUUAAAUAAAAUCGUUAAUCGGAUCUUUCCGAACUUUUCUGCAAUGAA
This is a messenger RNA of Vollenhovia emeryi, 1511 nucleotides long. RefSeq names its product 39S ribosomal protein L37, mitochondrial (gene mRpL37). Gene Ontology annotation, cellular component: mitochondrion; ribosome. Bases 222 to 1454 code for a protein of 410 amino acids. NCBI's taxonomy places the organism in Eukaryota, Metazoa, Arthropoda, Insecta, Hymenoptera, Formicidae. Gene Ontology annotation, biological process: translation. The transcript has 7 exons. Gene Ontology annotation, molecular function: structural constituent of ribosome. The record is from RefSeq and is a predicted model, not a curated record.